Messenger RNA from Durusdinium trenchii, 1436 nucleotides. NCBI's taxonomy places the organism in Eukaryota, Dinophyceae, Suessiales, Symbiodiniaceae. The record is from the annotation of a GenBank genome assembly.
GCAGGAAUUGCAUUCUUGAAGAGCUAGUUGUUGCAGUCCGCCUCAACAUGCACCAAAUCAAUUCCCACGAUGUACUUGUUCGUUUGACAUUUGUGGACGCAACAAGGCGAUAAUUUCUGAGCCUUGGAAGCCAAAUGCUACGCAGAACUGAACAUUGCUGGAAAAGGUGUCAUCAGGGGCAUGAGGCUGCCACCCAAUUGGCAGCUGUUGCGCACCAAUGAUGGCCGGAACUAUUUCUGGAAUCCGGAGACCAACCAGACAACCUGGCGUUUCCCACAGGAGGAUGUGGGCGCUCCACAUCCUUUGCAAAAGCCGGUGAGCACUUUCCGUGGGUACACAGAGGUUCCACCGUUCCGCCCAAAGGAGCGGAGGUUCUCUGUUGAUGGCCGCUGCUUCCUGGUGGAAUGCAUGCCGGCAGAUCACAGUUGUGGAUUUCACGGCAUUGGGGUGGAUCGGGAGACCGCCUCCUCACUUCUUUUCGCAAACUUACAUGACCCGGAAGUGGAGGAGUUUUUGGCCCGUGACCUGCUCGCAGCUUUGCAGACCGGCAAUCGGAGUUCCUUUCCAGUGCAGCUUCGCGAACGGCCGGAGCUUUGGGAGAUGCUGGACAAGGUCUAUGACAAGCAGAAGGCCUUGGAUCACCAACGACGGGAGGCAAAAGCCUUCAUUCGGGAUGCAGGCGCUUCUAGCCCGGUGCAGGUGCAGGCUGAGGAAAGUGUGGAAACAGCAAUCAGAAGCUGCUUCCAAGAGCUCAAGGCAAAGGUGAGGCAGCAGCCCUCAUCCUUGAAGCUUUUUACUCUUCAGCUCCUAGCACAAUGCAAGUCACAUGAGCGAGAUGUGGACCAUGCGAAUGAGGCCAGCAAGAAGGGUUCCGCUUCAGACCAGAGACCGACUCCGGAGCCUCGGAGCCUCGGCCUUGCGAGAAGUCUUGGAGGUAUGCAAGAAGCAUGUGGCAGCGUACGUUGCCUGGGUCAGAAGCGAUUCCACCUUUUGGCUUUCCUUUCUCCGAGCACCCGAAGGCGACCGUGGCGGGGGUCUCUUGGAUGCUGUGGCCAAGGUCGCUUGCCUCACUGUCCGGGUUUGGGGCGAAGGCGCCAGGGGUGUCGCUCCACGACUGGUUUUGCUCCAUACUGCACCCUUCGGUGGCCGUGAAGUGGACCUCUGGUACAAAGAUUUGAGCCACUUCGAUCGGCUGGUGCCCAUAGACGGUCCAAACUGACGCCAAGUGGGCGGCAGAAUUUUAUGUUCAAUGGGUCCCAUGAAGGACGUGUUCUUGAGAUCUCAACCUGUGGCCAGCGACUUCGCCUGUAAGUUGCCUGUACAGACCAUCGCAGCUGCCGCUGCCGGCAGGAUGCUUAGAUUUCACCCUUAGCUACUCCAGGAUGCUUCCGCUCGCGGGACAGAUUCUUUUUGCGCAUGCUAGAUCGCGUGGGCUA